UUUCUCUCUACAAAACCUCCAAUCAAAAAGAUUCGAUUUUAUAUGCGACGCCACGACUUCGACCAAUCCCAUCUCUCUCUCUAGAAUCCUCCAUUCAUCUCUCUCUCUCUCUCUCUCUCUCUCUCUCUCUCUCUCUCUCUCUCUCUCUCUCUAAAAACCUCCAUUAAUCUAAUAUUCAUUCUCUCUUCUUCAUCUCUUAUUUAUUGUCUUUAAGAAGUUUAUUCCUUUUCUUGAUUCUACAGAUUCCAUUAUUCGCCUUUCCAGUUCUUUCUCAUUGGCUUACUUCGGAUUUUUCUAUGUUCUAUUUCCAUCCAACCCACCCAUUUCUUCCUUAAAUAAACCCUUUUAUUCGUUUCGUUUUUCCAAAAUCAACCAUGGAUUUCGUCGAUAAUUUUCUGGAUAUUCGAGUCGGAUUGGAUUUGAGUAACUAUGCUGAUGCUUUGGAUCGAGAACGACAAAAAAUUCAAGUCUUCCACCGAGAACUUCCCCUCUGUUUGGAGCUCGUCACUAGAGCUAUUGAUUCUUGCCGGCAGCAGUUGUCUGGGGUGUCGACAGAGAGCUCCGAACAUACAUCAAGCGAUCGCCCUGUUUUGGAGGAGUUUAUUCCUAUUAACAAACCUUGUGUGAAUUCCCAUUUUGAAAUUGAAGAAGAUGAACAAUCAAAACCCGGGAAAAUUGAAUUGGGUCGAUCGGAUUGGCUCAAAUCGGCUCAGCUUUGGAAUCAAUCGCCAGAUCCUCCGAUUACAGAGGAUGUUGCUAAGGAAACGACGUCGUCGGUUGUUGAGGUCAAAAAAAAUGGCGGUGGCGGUGCUUUUCAACCAUUUGAAAAAACAACUCCACUGAAAACAGAGACGGCUGUGGUAGUCGGUAAAACGGCCGGUUCUUCUCCAAUUCCGGAGGCAACAACGAGUUCGACGGCGGAAACCGCUUCCAAAUGUGGCGGAGGAACUACUAAACGAGAAGAUAAGGAAUCUCAGAGUCAAAGAAAACAGAGGCGGUGCUGGUCGUCAGAGUUACACCGGCGAUUCGUUCACGCCCUUCAACAGCUCGGCGGUCCUCACGUUGCUACACCAAAACAAAUCAGGGAGUUAAUGAAGGUCGAUGGACUCACUAACGAUGAAGUCAAAAGCCAUUUACAGAAGUACCGAUUGCACGCAAGGAGACCAACAAAUUCAGCAAUGCAAGACAGCGGCAGCUCAUCGGCGCCGCAGCAAUUCGUGGUGGUUGGAAGCAUAUGGGUUCCACCACCACCUCCACCGAAAUACACGGUGGCAACGACAGCAAAAGGGAGAAAUGGGAUUUAUGCUCCGGUGGCGACGGCGGUAGGACGGCAGACGACGGCAGAGGAAGGGAAGGCGAGCCACAGCGGAGGAAUGGUUCAUUCAAAUUCGCCGGCGACGUCUUCCUGCACCCAUACCACUACAAAUUCGCCCUCCGCGGUGUAGGAAUUUUGUUUAUUAAAAUUAUGGUAAAAUGUUGGAUAAAAAUUUUGUAAGUACAAUGAAAUAUCGAUAAAGGCAUGUGAUAUACAUAAGAUUUUCACGUGAA
Messenger RNA from Cucumis melo (muskmelon), 1548 nucleotides. RefSeq names its product transcription factor HHO2. Bases 375 to 1445 code for a protein of 356 amino acids. NCBI's taxonomy places the organism in Eukaryota, Viridiplantae, Streptophyta, Magnoliopsida, Cucurbitales, Cucurbitaceae. Gene Ontology annotation, molecular function: DNA-binding transcription factor activity; DNA binding. The record is from RefSeq and is a predicted model, not a curated record. Gene Ontology annotation, biological process: regulation of DNA-templated transcription. The transcript has 5 exons.